This is a messenger RNA of Nerophis lumbriciformis (worm pipefish), 14135 nucleotides long. NCBI's taxonomy places the organism in Eukaryota, Metazoa, Chordata, Actinopteri, Syngnathiformes, Syngnathidae. The record is from RefSeq and is a predicted model, not a curated record.
AGAUGUAAACAGGAAAUGAAACGUACGGUAAUAUCCGCGCGCUUUUUUCUUCUUCUACGCGGGCGGGUGGUUGCUUACAGUAGAAGAAGAAGCGCUUCCUGUUCUAUGGGGGCGGGUGCUUACCUUGGCGGUUGCUUGCGUAGAAGAAGAAGCGCUUCCUGUUCUACCGGGAAAAAAGAUGGCGGCUGUUUACCGUAGUUACGAGACCGAAACUUUAUGAAAAUGAAUCUUAAUAUUAAUCCAUAUAUAAAACGCACCGGGUUAAAAGCCGCACUGUCAGCUUUUGAGUAAAUUUGUGGUUUUUAGGUGCGGCUAAUGGUGCGGAAAAUACGGUAUAUACGGUGUGGUCCUUCGAGGUGACUUUCAGUAAGCUGGUCCCCCAUGAAAAACUGAAACAGUGUGGUCCUUCCAGGUGACUUUCAGUAAGCUGGUCCCGCAUGAAAACUGUAAAAACAGUAUGUGCGCCAGGUGGUCCCCCAUGAAAAACCAAAGCCAAUAUGUGUGAAUGUUGUCGUCAUUUCAUUCAUUCUUUUAAAUUGCUUGCUCUCUUGCGCGCGCGCACACACACACACACACACACACACACACACACACACACACACACACACACGGAGCACGCCAGGUGAGCAGCAAGGAGCGAGGAGAGCGAGAGCAUCCUUUCGGAGGACGGGCUGAAACAGAAGGCGGUUGCCACGGUAACCACUCCCCUCGCACCGCCCUCCAUUGGCUCUCUCUCUCCCUCCUCCUCCCUCCACCUCUCUGCGCCGGUGAUGCUCAUGUCUCUCCUUCCUCGGACGUGCCGGACUCCCGCUGGCAGCGAGUGGAUGACAGCGGAGGAGGUGGAGGAGGAGGAGGACGUGGAGGAGAAGAAGAAGUGAAGUGAAGAAGAGAGAGAGAGAGAGUGUAGCAGGACAAGGACACACAAACAGGAUACAAAGCACCAGCCUACGCUUCUCCAUUCCUCUUUUUUUUUCCCAAGGAGGGCAUUUUUAUUCCCUUUCCCCCCCUUUCCUUUUCUACCCCCAUUUCUCCUCUGGGAUCCCGGGUUCGGGUCCACCGCCACGGCUGCAGAACUUCUCCGGGGUCCCAGGUGAGGCGCGCGUGUGCGUGUGUGUGUGUCCGCCAUGGCUCACGCGGCCUCCCAGCUGAAGAAGAAUCGGGGGGAAGUGGAUGUGAAUGCGUUGGAGGACGAGAAGGAGAAGCGGAGGAAGAGCAGGAGAGCCAUGUCCCGCGAGCAGAAGAGAAAGUCUGACAGCAAUGCCAGUUACCUGAGAGCUGCCCGGGCGGGGAACCUUGAGAAGGUCCUCGACUACCUCAAGUCCGGGGUUGAGAUAAACAUUUGCAAUCAGAAUGGUCUGAAUGCGCUCCAUCUGGCCUCCAAGGAGGGACACGUGGAGGUUGUGGCCGAGCUCCUGAAACUGGAAGCCGCCGUGGAUGCAGCGACUAAGAAAGGAAACACUGCCCUGCACAUCGCCUCGCUGGCCGGACAAGCGGACGUGGUCAAAGAGCUGGUCACCAAUGCAGCCAAUGUCAACGCACAAUCCCAGAAUGGCUUCACUCCUCUCUACAUGGCGGCCCAGGAGAACCACCUGGAGGUGGUGCGCUUCCUCCUGGAGAACAGCGCCAGCCAGAGUAUGGCCACCGAGGACGGCUUCACCCCCCUGGCGGUGGCCCUCCAGCAGGGCCACGACCAGGUGGUCUCCCUGCUGCUGGAGAACGACACCAAGGGCAAGGUGCGUCUGCCCGCCCUGCACAUCGCCGCCCGCAAGGACGACACCAAGGCGGCGGCCCUGCUCCUCCAGAACGACCACAACGCCGACGUGGAGUCCAAGAUGAUGAAUAGAACCACAGAGAGUGGCUUCACCCCACUUCACAUCGCGGCCCACUAUGGCAACAUUAACGUGGCCACGCUGCUGCUGAACAGAGGAGCCGCCGUAGACUUCAUGGCCAGGAAUGACAUCACGCCGCUCCACGUGGCCUCCAAGAGGGGCAACAGCAACAUGGUCAAGCUGCUGCUGGACCGAGGCUCCAAAAUAGAUGCCAAGACCAAGGACGGCCUAACUCCCCUUCACUGCGGAGCGAGGAGCGGCCACGCCCAGGUGGUGGAAAUCCUGCUGGAUCGAGGAGCUCCGGUGCUGUCCAAGACCAAGAACGGCCUGUCCGCGCUGCACAUGGCCACUCAGGGCGACCACCUCAACUGUGUGCAGUUCUUGCUGCAGCACGACGUCCCCGUGGACGACGUCACCAACGACUACCUGACGGCGCUGCACGUGGCCGCCCACUGCGGACACUACAAGGUGGCCAAGCUCAUCGUGGACAAGAAGGCCAACCCCAACGCCAAGGCCUUGAAUGGUUUCACUCCUCUGCACAUCGCCUGCAAGAAGAACCGAGUCAAAGUGAUGGAGCUCUUGCUCAAACAUGGAGCCUCCAUCCAGGCGGUGACUGAGUCUGGCCUGACGCCCAUCCACGUGGCAGCCUUCAUGGGCCACGAGAACAUCGUACAUGCCCUCACCAACCACGGCGCCUCACCCAACACCACCAACGUGAGGGGCGAGACAGCCCUCCAUAUGGCGGCCAGAGCGGGCCAGGCCGACGUGGUCCGAUACCUGCUCAAGAACGGAGCCAAAGUGGAGACCAAGUCCAAGGACGACCAGACGGCGCUGCACAUCUCCAGUCGCUUGGGAAAGGUGGACAUCGUGCAACAGCUGCUGCAGUCCGGCGCCGCCGCCAACGCCGCCACCACCUCAGGGUACACGCCUCUACACCUGGCGGCCCGAGAAGGACACCAGGAUGUGGCCACCAUGUUGCUGGAGAACGGAGCGUCCAUGUCCUCCUCCACCAAGAAGGGCUUCAGUCCGCUGCACGUGGCAGCAAAGUACGGCAAGAUGGAGGUGGCCAGUCUGCUCCUGCAGAAGAGAGCCGCUCCUGAUGCUGCCGGCAAGAGCGGCCUCACUCCACUGCAUGUAGCCGCUCACUACGAUAAUCAGAGAGUAGCGCUGCUGCUGCUGGAUCAGGGAGCGUCGCCGCACGCCGCCGCCAAGAACGGCUACACGCCGCUCCACAUCGCCGCCAAAAAGAACCAAAUGGACAUCGGCACCACGCUGCUGGAGUACGGCGCCGACACCAACGCCGUGACGCGGCAGGGCAUCAGCCCCAUCCACCUGGCGGCGCAGGAGGGCAGCGUGGACUUGGUGUCGCUGCUUCUGGCCAAGAGCGCCGCUGUCAACAUCUGCAAUAAGAGCGGACUCACGCCACUCCACCUCGCCGCUCAGGAGGACAAGGUCAACGUGGCAGAAGUCCUCCUCAACCACGGCGCCGACGUCAGCCCACAAACUAAGAUGGGCUACACGCCGCUGCAUGUGGCUUGUCACUAUGGCAACGCCAAGAUGGCCAACUUCCUCAUGCAGAAUCACGCCAGAGUCAACGGCAAAACCAAGAGCGGUUACACACCUCUGCACCAGGCGGCGCAGCAGGGCCACACCCACAUCAUCAACCUCCUCCUCCAGCACGGCGCCUCGGCCAGCGAGCUCACCACGAAUGGCAACACGGCGCUGACCAUGGCCCGUCGCCUUGGUUACAUCUCUGUGGUGGACACCCUCAAGCCUGUGACGGACGAAGACCUCAACACUGUGAGCACAGCCGAGAAACACAAACUCAACGUCCCCGAGACCAUGAACGAGUUCCUGGACAUGUCCGAUGACGAAGCUUGGGCCAACGUGCCUGAAAGGCUGGAUGAGGACUCUUUGUCAGAUGACCAUGAAGGUGAGGAUGCUCUAACCGGGGACACGGACAAGUACCUGCGGCCCCAGGACCUGAAAGAGCUGGGGGACGACUCUCUGCCCCAUGAGGGCUACAUGGGCUUCAGCAUCGGCGCCCGCUCAGCCAGUUCGGAUAGGUCCAACACCCUCAACCGCAGCUCCUUCGCCCGCGACAGCAUGAUGAUCGAGGAGAUCCUGGCGCCCACCAAGGACACGCUUCAGAGUGUCUGUAAAGACAUUUCCUACCUGGUGGACCCGCUCAAUAAGCACUUGGCCGUGACCCGAGACUACAACUCCGAUUGUAUGCGGCGCUACAGCUGGACUCCAGACAUGGUGGACCACAGCCACAACAUCGCGUCCAGCCCUAUCCACUCCGGGUUCCUGGUCAGUUUCAUGGUGGACGCCCGCGGCGGCUCCAUGAGGGGCAGCCGCCACAACGGCAUGCGCAUCAUCAUCCCGCCCAGGAAGUGCACGGCGCCCACGCGCAUCACCUGUCGGCUGGCCAAGAGGCACAAGCUGGCCUACCCACCGCCCAUGGUGGAAGGAGAGGGUCUGGUCAGCAGACUGGUGGAGGUCGGCCCGGCCGGGGCUCAGUUUCUGGGUCCCGUCAUUGUGGAGAUCCCUCAUUUCGGUUCCAUGCGGGAGAAAGAGCGGGAACUGAUCGUGUUGAGGAGCGACAACGGCGACACGUGGAGGGAACACCAGUUGGACUCCACCCAAGAAGAACUCUCGGAGCUGCUGACCGGGAUGGAUGAAGAGUUGGACAGCCCCAUCGAGUUGGAGAAGAAGCGUAUUUGCCGCAUCGUGACCAGAGACUUCCCGCAGUACUUCGCCGUGGUGUCCAGGAUCAAGCAGGAGUCCAACCACAUGGGUCCUGACGGAGGAGUCCUGUCCAGCAGCACCGUGCCCAUGGUCCAGGCCUCCUUCCCACAGGGGGCGCUGACCAAAAAGAUCCGCGUUGGCCUGCAGGCCCAGCCGGUCCCUGAUGACCUGGUGAGGGCGGUGCUGGGGAACAGAGCCACCUUCAGUCCCAUCGUCACGGUGGAGCCCAGGAGGAGGAAGUUCCACAAACCCAUCACCAUGACCAUACCCGUGCCGCCUCGCUCCGCAGAAGGACAUCCCAGCGGGCGGCGGGGAGACGCCGCGCCGUGUUUGCGUUUGCUGUGCAGCAUCACAGGAGGGACGUCCCCCGCCCAGUGGGAGGACAUCACAGGAACCACACCACUGUCCUUCGUCACCGAUUGUGUCUCCUUCACCACAAAUGUGUCGGCCAGGUUCUGGCUGGCAGACUGUCACCAGAUUCCUGAGACGGUGAGUCUGGCGUCUCAGUUAUACCGGGAGCUGAUCUGCGUGCCGUACCUGGCCAAGUUUGUGGUCUUCGCCAAGACCAACGACCCGGUCGAGGCUCGCCUUCGCUGCUUCUGCAUGACGGACGACAAAGUGGACAAGACGCUGGAGCAGCAGGAGAACUUUGAAGAAGUGGCGCGGAGUAAAGACAUCGAGGUUCUGGAGGGCAAGCCCAUCCACGUGGAUUGCUAUGGCAACCUGUCUCCUCUCACCAAAAGUGGGCAGCAGCUGGUUUUUAAUUUCUACUCCUUCAAGGAAAACCGUCUUCCUUUCAACGUGAAGAUCAGGGACUUGGGCCAAGAGCCGUGCGGACGCCUUUCCUUCCUGAAGGAGCCCAAAAGCUGUAAAGGUGUCACGCAGGCGGCUAUUUGCAAUUUGAACAUCACACUGCCCACGCACAGGAAGGAUGUGGAGUCUGAUCCUGAUGAUGAGACUGAAAAGCCCGAGCGACGCCAUACCUUUGCCUCCUUAGCUUUGCGUAAGCGCUACAGCUAUUUGACCGACCCUGCGGCCAAAACACCUGAUCGAAGUCCGCAAAGAGCACAGCCUUCUGGCAACCCUCACAAACCUGUCUUUCCAACGAGAUCUUAUCAGGCGUGGUCGCCUGUUCCUGUCGCCGUCGCUGGCCAAGCCAAGUCUGGGUUUGGCUCCCUCUCCAGCUCAUCAUCCAACACGCCUUCUGCCUCUCCACUGAAGUCUGUCUGGUCCAUCAACUCGGCCUCCCCCGUUAAAACAAACAUUACCGGAUCGCCCUCGUCUGUUAAUAAGUCCGUUAGUGACGCGGCCUCCCCCAUCCGGUCUUACAGAACCAUCUCCUCUCCUAUAAAAACUGUAGUCCAGCAGCAUGCUCAGUACCCAAGCCAAGUGGCUCCGAGUCCCCUGGCGUCGCCUGCAAAAAGUGCUUCAGCCAGGACCUCCCCUAUACCCACGUCUGCAGGAGGUUCUCUUCUUGAGAGGACAUCAAUAGCCAUGACACCUCCAACAUCUCCCAAAUCGUCUUUAAGUAUGUUCAGUUCACCCCUGGCAUACAAGACCGGUGUGGGGGGAUCCGCCGGUCCGGUAUCGUCCUCAUCCUCACCAAUCAAAACCGUCCCCGGCCUCUCCUCUGUUCGUUCCUUUUCCUCAGAUGCGCCAGGCCCUGCAAGGAACCUCUUCUCCUCUCUGUCGUCACCUCUCAAAUCCAACCCCCCUCAAAGUGCUGCAGCUCUGAUCAAUGGAACAGCGCCGCAAGUACAGUACCGUUCCUCCUCCCCGACCUCUCUCCUCGCCAACAGCCUCCAAGAAAGAAUACAAGCAACCACCAACGCUGCAACCACCAGUGUCAACGCAGCAUUUGAUGAGGUUGAAAAAACAUUCAAUUCUUGCUCGGCUGGCUACGGCACCUUAAAGUCUUUGUCCUCGUCUGCUUCGUCCUCGUAUCAGUCCAUUAGAUCCUCAGCUUCUAGUUCCCUUUACAACUCGCUAAGAUCCCCUCCGAGUGCCACCACUCCUGCAACCUCCAGCACAGUGACGGUCCCAGUGUAUUCUGUUAUAAACGUACUGCCAGAGCCACAGUUUAAGAAGUUGCCAGAGGUGUCCAGGUCAACUGCUGCCAUUCUGUCCCCACGCAAAGCUGUUCCCCCUGAAAUGAAUCCCCAGUUACAGUCAUCCUUAGCAAGAACUCUUUCCCCAACCAAAUCUUCUCAUCUCUCCUCUGGUUUGAAGUCAAACACAACAUCCCCGUUGUCAUCCAGUCAAGAAAUCCUGAAAGAUGUCGCUGACAUGAAAGAGGACCUCAUAAGAAUGUCAGCCAUUUUGCAGACCGACCCAAGUUCCACAGUCAAUAAAAGUUAUCCGUCUGGUUCAGCAGCAAAGGUAGAAGACGAAGAGCCAUAUAGGAUUGUGGAGAGAGUAAAACAAGAUCUGGUGAAAGUAAGUGAAAUCCUUACUCAAGACACUGCAAAAGAUUCCACAGCAAGGGGGAGCUUGGAUGAUAUCCGCUUCUCAAAGGUACCUGUGGAACAACCACCAAGCAACUGGAGCUAUCCCCCAAGAUACGAGACUGUGGUCCCUCAAGCAAAAGCAAAGCCAGGACAAGAUAGAGACUUCAAUCUCUCUAAAGUCGUCAACUACCUGGUCAACGAUGUCGGUAGUAGUUCUUUCUCCAAAAUGCAUACGGUGGAGGAGGGGAAAAGAGAAACGGAUGGCAAGGAGAAGCAAAAACGUGUCUUGAAACCCACCAUGGCAGUUCAGGAGCAAAAGCUGAAAAUGCCUCCAACAACCAUGCGAGCUUCACCUUCAGACAAAGAACUGAGUAAAGUAGCAGAUGCACUUUUUGGUGCUGACACCGUGCUGGAGUCCCCUGAUGAUAUAUCUCAUGAACAAGAUAAAAGUCCCCUCUCAGACAGUGGCUUUGAGACUAGAAGUGAAAGAACACCCUCUGCUCCCCAGAGCGCUGAAGGCAUGGGUCCAAAGGCCCCCUUUCAGGACAUCCCAGCCCCCCCAAUGAUCACUGAGACAAGGACUGAAGUUGUUCAUGUCAUCAGGAGCUAUGAACCCCCUGAAGAUAACAAGCAAACUCCAAUGGUGGAGGCAAAUCCCAUCAGAUAUGUUGAUACUGAGUCUAAAGGGCAUCAUAAUCAAGCUACAUACCCCCCAGAGUUGAAUAAGGGAUAUUCAUUAAAAGCUGUCCCUGAUGAAGAUCCUAUGGGUAAAGGCAUACGCUUAAAAGAGGAAACUCACAUCACUACCACCACAAGGAUGGUCUAUCACAAACCGUCUGGAAGUGAAGCAGUCUCCGAGAGGUGCGAGGAAACUAUGUCCGUUCACGACAUCAUGAAGGCUUUUCAAUCAGGGAAGGACCCUUCUAGGGAGCUCGCUGGACUUUUUGAGCACAAAACGAGCAAUGAAGAAACAUCACAACGAGUCCUUGAAGACAUCAAACCAAAGGUUGAAAGAAUAAUUGAGGUGCACAUUGAAAAGGGCAAUAAAACGGAACCGACAGAGGUCAUCAUCAGAGAGACCAAGAACCAUUCUGAAAAUGAGAUGUAUUACUACCCAGGAACUAGGAAAGAAGAUUGGGAACCAGAGGAGCCACCUACAUACCUUGACGCCUCCAGAUUCAACCCCAUGUCACAAGAGGAUAGUCGUCCUAGCUCAGCCCAACUAAUGGCAGAUGAAUCGUAUAAAACCUUAAAAUUGCUUAGCCAGCAAUCUGUGGAGUACAAUGAGGAUGAAUCAUCAGAGCUAAGGGGAGGGUCUUAUAAUUUUGCAGAAAAAAUGUUACUCUCUGAUAAGUUUGACCAGUCCCAUCCUGACAUUGAGGAACAUGUUAAAGAGAGGUCUCACAUCCACUCACCAGACAGAAGUGAGGGUAGAUCAGGAGGUCCAAGAACAGAAUAUAUAUUUCGCUCGUCGCGAAAUGUGUUUGACGCAUCAGGUAGAAUGGCCAGCGUUGACGACAACUUUGACACAAUGACACUUCUGCAGCAUUCCUCUGAACCUGGUAGCCCAAAGCAGUCAGUCUGGAUGCGUGUAUCAACAGACGAGACAGACAGAAAGGAGAGAGAACAACUUAUAUACGAGGAAAGAGUAGACAGAACGGUAAAGGAGGCAGAGGAAAAGCUCAGUGAGGUCUCGCAGUUCUUCAGAGAUAAGACAGAGCAGCUUAAUGAUGAACUCUCCUCGCCCGAGAAGAAGUCUCGCAGGCCAGACUUUAGAGAAUCACGAUCAGGGCCUAGUUCUACACACAGCAGCCCAGAGAGAUCAGUGUAUAGAAACGGAGCCAGUGGGGAAGAGUGGAGCAGAGAAAGACUAAGGGACAGGUUUGGCGCUAGUGAAAGAAAAUGUGCCAGUUUACCCAGUAGCCCAGAGAGGAGAGUACUGCUACAGUAUAGUGACUCAGAAGCCAGAAAACAGGGAGAUGGCAAAUCAAAUGCAAGUGAAGUUUCAAAACCUUUUCAAAUGUCUUCAUCCAAAGUCAGUGCAGUGAGGCUUAAGUUUGAACAAGAGGCUCAAAAACAAGGUGGGGUUUCUCAGGUUGGCCCAAAUCCAAAUCCCCCUAUUAGGAAGCUUCACGAAAGUAAGCUACCCGUGUACCAGGUAUUUGCAGGUUCAAACAUUCCAAGCACACCAGACAGUCCAUUAAACCAGAGAAGAGCUCUUGAAAGCGAGUCCAGGUUCUCACCCGGGCAACAAUCUAGUGGAAAGAAUCUGGAAGACCAGAAAUUAUUCAAAACAUGGGAGAGCCAGGGGUAUGGGACCUAUAAGCCUCAAUCUCCAAAAUUAGCUCAUUCAUUAGGCCACGACUCUAUAAAAGAUGACAAUAACAGUGAGUCUCAAAGACUAGAAACGUCAAAGAAAAUAAUUUACACUGAAUUUGUUGUUAGAGAGAAUCCAAAUAGCAAUGAUGGUCUAAAAAAAAACUCGGAAUCUCAAAUUCCUGUAAGAAAGCCAUCUAAUUUAUCAGAAAAUCGCAGUUCCCCAUUUUUAAAGUUAGAUGCCUCUGUUGAAUCGCAUGAGAAGGAUGGCUCUCGUACGCCGAUCUUAGCCCGAAACCCGAUACAUAGUAGCUUUGAAUCCAACAAAUCUACUUGUGGAUCGUCGGGAAAGUCCACAGACUCAGACUGUAGCCAGUCCAAUGUCACAUGUAACGGUCUUGACAGUGACCAAGUAGAGUACUUGGAUCACAGAGCCCCUGUAGUUGUCACUGAAGGUUUCAAAGAUAUCAAACCUUUACCUGUGUAUGUCAGCAUUCAAGUGGGUAAGCAGUAUGAGAAAGAAACAGCUUCUGGGCAACUGGGAACCUACAAAAAAAUAGUAAGCCAUGAGAGUAGGACAGUACACGAGAGUAGGACAGUACACGAGACCAGGGGAACGUUUUACAGUGCCAAACAAAAGCAGUCUACAUCUCCACAAGGUAGCCCUGAAGAUGACACUCUCGAACAAGUGACAUUCAUAGACAGCUCUGGAAAGAGUCCUGUUACCCCCGAGGCCCCAAGCUCAGAGGAAGUUAGCCUGGCCUCCAGAAUGCCUGACUCUGUGAUUGGCUCCAUGACUGGCAUGCCAAGUCCUAUCCCGGAGGAGUCUGAAGAGGAAGACGGGAAGACCAUUAUCUACAAAGAGACUUUGAGGGACAAAUCCAAGCAACCAUCCUCAGAGAACCACAGUAAGAAACAGGAAGCAGAUCAACACAAGUCCAAGGGGAAAAGAGUUCCUUAUAUAGAGUUUCCCCCACCCCCUCCUUUAGACACCGAGCAGUCUGACCCUGAGAAAAGAAAAUCUUGUGCAUCCUCUGAGACAGAAACGGAGAUGAUGGAAGUAAACCUUCAAGAGGAGCAUGACAAGCACCUCAUAGCCGAGCCAAUCAUCAGGGUCCAGCCUCCAUCCCCCAUUCCUCCCGGAGCCGACAACAGUGAUUCCAGUGAUGACGAGUCUGUCUUCCAUCCCAUCCCUGUCAAAAGGUACACAUUCAAGAUGAAAGAGGAGGGGGACAAACACUCAAAACCCAGAAGAUCAGAGAAGAAUGGAAGUAAGCAAUCUAGCGUCAAUGGAGUCGUAAAGGAGGAGGAUGUGGACAUGGAACAAAACGGGAAUGACCAAUCAAUCACUGACUGCUCCAUUGCAACCACUGCUGAGUUUUCCCAUGACACUGAUGCCACUGAGAUCGACUCAUUAGAUGGUUACGAUUUCCAAGAGGAUGACGAUGGACUGAGCGAGGAUCUAAAAACAUCCAGUCUGUCCAACGAUGGAAAAGCAGUUGAACGCUCAUUUGGUCAGUCCAAGCUCGAAGUUAUAGAGGAAGAAAAGUGUGAGGAAGGGGGAAAUCAUGGAACUUCUAAAACCAACCCGUCUUCAUCAAAAAGCAGUGGAGAGGAAGACUUCACUGUUGAAGGAAGACACCCAGAAAGGCAGAGCUUCGAUGACAACUACUUUGGCUACCAACUUGAAGAGGAGCUAAACGCAACCUUUAAAACAGUAGCCACAAAAGGUCUUGACUUUGACCCCUGGUCCACCAAAGGAAGCGAUAAUGAGGGAGUUUACGAGUCCAAAACCAAAGACGAAGACCCUAAGCCCUUUGGUUUGUCGGUGGAGGACAAAUCACAGGCCACAACACCCGACACAACCCCUGCUCGAACACCGACUGACGAGAGCACACCAACUAGUGAGCCUAACCCCUUCCCUUUCCACGAAGGGAAGAUGUUUGAGAUGACCCGCAGUGGUGCUAUUGACAUGAGCAAGCGGGACUUUGUUGAAGAGAGGCUUCAGUUUUUUCAGAUUGGUGAGCAUUCCUCUGACCCUCUAACAGGGGAAAAGGGGAGAGGGGGCAAGAUCCUGGGUGUAGUUUCCUCUCAGUCAAAAACAGGGGAGAGGGCCACAAUAGAUGGGAAGGUGACGGUUAUAGAUACAACCACAGGCAACAGCAGCAGCACAACACCAGCAGCAACAGCCAAAUGCAGCCCUUCACACCCUGGCAGUGACACUGGCAAUGCUGGUAUCGAAGUACCCACCUGUGAAGCCAUAGCUGAGACCGCAUCCUCAUGCACAAUUACAGCCUCCAAGGUUGACCCCAAAUUACGCACCCCCAUUAAGAUGGGCAUAACCGCUUCUAUUACUGUGAAAAAAGACUCAGGGGAUCUUGGGGAUUUUAAAACUGAGAUAUCAGAGGGCCAGGUAGUGCCAGAAUACAUCAGCAUAGAAGGCCAGUGUACAGAGAGACAGACGAGUAAAGACACAGAGGCCAAGUCAGAGAAAAGAGAUUACCCCUCUGAAAACUGCAACAACAACAAUAACCUCGAGUCCUCUAGCAUUCAGGCCAACUACAUUCAGUGCGGCAGUGUAGUGUUCAACCUCCAGUCCUCCUCUGAGCCCACACUUCAGAAAGCAAGCCGGGUAGAGACACUGUGUUGUAGGGAUUUAGAAGAGAAAGUAGAUAUAAGAAGUCAAGUGCAGCAGCAAAGGGAACCAGGUAAAGACAGUGAAGUGAAGCUCCCCAGAUCUAGGCUUCCAGUGAAAGCAUCAGGGAGAUCGUUGCACACCCAGGGUACAGCCAUAGGCAAGCAGAAGCCCAAACAAGCAGUGACAAUUGAGACUAGGAAAAGAGGAGCACCAGCCAUUGCCAAAGUAGAACCCAGGUCUAGAAUACCAAUCAAAGACAUUAAAAAGAGCAGUGCCACAGCCACAGUUAGCUCACCUCAAUCAGUCAGGGUUAGAUCACUGCCAACAAGGCCCCUGGGUACAGAAAGAGCAGCCAUUAAGUUGCCCUCAAGGUUACCAUUGAAGGAUAGGCAUCAGGUCAGCAAGGUCUCGAGCCAGAGGGCGUCCAGACAGGAGAAGCCUAGCGAGGUUUGCAAGCGCACCAUUGAAUACUUUAAAGACAUUAGCGGAGAGACAAUAAAGUUGGUGGACCGGCUGUCUGACGAAGAGAAGCAGAAGCAGACAGAUCAGUCGGAGGAAGACAGCACCUCCCGGAGCACAUCUCUGUCAGACACCUCGCAGCCUUCUCAACCUUCCCAGCCCUCCCACUCGUCCAGGUCUGGUAAAGGUUCGAGGGCUGAGGCCGGGGCCCCGUCCGUAGGGGCAAAGAUGGCGACGACGGACAGGGCCUCUGGCAGUCAGAGGAGCAGGAGGAGUAGGCGGACUGGUGGGAAGGAGGGCAGUCAGGGACUCGCAGGGUCUCGAACACCUCCCAUCGCAGAGAUCAAGCCUAGUCCCCAAAGCCCUUGUGAGCGAACGGAUUUGCGUAUGGCCAUCGUAGCAGAUCACCUGGGGCUCAGCUGGACAGAGCUGGCUCGGGAGAUGAACUUCACAGUGGACGAGAUCAACCACAUCAGAUUAGAGAACCCCAACUCACUGACAGCACAGAGCUUCAUGCUCUUAAAGAAGUGGGUCAGUCGCGAAGGGAAAAACGCCACAACGGACUCCUUGACUGCAGUGCUGACCAAAGUCAAUCGGAUGGAUAUUGUGAAUUUGCUGGAGGGCCCGAUUUUUGACUAUGGUAACAUUUCCGGCACGAGAUGUUUUGCCGAUGAUCACACGGUUUUCCGGGAUCAGGCUGACGGUUGGCCCAGUGAAUCUUCCAGCGUCAACGUGGAGCCGCCCACGCCGGGCCGCAGCGUCAGCUCCGAGCUGCCGGACAGGCGGGAAAGCCACGAGAUCUCUAGCGACUCCAUCACGUCCUCGUCCAGAGCGGACCCGGGGAGGUCCCGGCACAACGGGGGAAACUCCAAGAACUCACCUCAGGACGCCUCGUCGGAGUCGGCCAACGGCAGAAAAGAAGAAGACGGAGCGCUGGUGUCGGAGAAGAAAGUCCAGCAGCGUCUCGGUUCAGAUUCAGGCUCUGAAGAAGAACAAACUGUAACUACCAGGAUCUUCAGACGACGUAUCAUUUUAAAGGGCGAGGAAGCCAAAAACGUAACGGGCGAGUCAGUGACGGAGGAGCACUACUUCGACCACGACGGGAACCUGAUCAGUCGAAAACAGGUCAUCAGGCGGGUCAUCCGCCGGAUGUGUGCUUCCAGCCCGGACCACAGUCCGGUCCUGCAGGACCACGGGCCCGAGAAGGAAGGCGGGUCGAGGAAUAGCCGGCGAAAUGAGGACAGGAGGCCGGGAGACAAGAACUUUCACUCAUAGGAGGCUUGCUCACCUGCCAGCCACGCGGGGAUCAUAGUCCAUGGUCAGGUCUUACCGAGGACUGGGGGCUGGGGGGGGAGGAUCUGCUUCCACCAACACGGGUCGAACGCCCCCCUCCUGGUCCCGACUCGCUCCCGGUCCAUCACACAUCGCCCGGGAGGUCGCCGCGCCAAACUCCUCCCCUUUUUCUGUGGCCUGUGGGACUUUGGCGACACGAGAGCGCAUGAAGACGUCACACUUUCAACACCGGCCUUAUGGUUUCUUUCUCCAGCCCUCUUCCUUUUUUUUAGACUUUCUGUCCAAAGAGGCAGCAGGUGGACACUUCUUAAAUACGACUGGUCAGGGGUCUUUUCCACUUUUAAAGCUUGGAGUGUAACAUAGAGCAGUAUAAAUAAUAUUUCUACAUGGGGGGGGGGGGGG